Cuscuta campestris is the source of this 937-nucleotide messenger RNA. The record is from the annotation of a GenBank genome assembly. NCBI's taxonomy places the organism in Eukaryota, Viridiplantae, Streptophyta, Magnoliopsida, Solanales, Convolvulaceae.
AUAACGAGAAGCUGUCACCAGGGUUCUUGGAGUAAGAACCGUGUGCCAUCUGAGAAGAGGAAGGAGCGUCCGUCCGUUUCGUUCGGAUCUGUGAUAGCCACUGCUAGGAUCUGAACAGUCGCCGGUGUGAGGGCCGCGCCGGAGUGAGUCGCGCAGCAGGGGAGAGAGCCGCAGCCUUGGGGUUGCCUCGCUGCCGCUGUCGCGCAGCCUUGGUCUCCUGCCGACCGCCGCAGGCGCUGGGAAGAGAGGUUCGUUGUAUAUGGUCGAGUUACCAUCUGAGGGAGUGACCGUCCCAGUUCAGAAGAAAAACGAAGUCCGGUUCACAGAGUCUCGUGGGCAGAAUAAGGUUGUCUGUGCAAGAGAGAAACCUAGAGCCACUGGUCAGACUCAGGAUGAACGAGCGUGGAAAGGUUCAAGGAGGCCAGUUAGAGGUAUUUGUGGCAGUGGGAGCUCAAGAGGCGCUUCAGCCAAGUUGCCUAGAAGACAGUGGGUCAGGAGAACCAGUAUUCCAGCUGUUGGAACAUCUCCAGAAAAUUUCUUGCUGAGUAUGGAGAGUGUUUGUUCUCAAGAUGUUCCAGGAUCCGGCAGUGUGCGUCUGCAGUGGGAGCCGGUAGGGACCGAGGACGAGUCAGGGGCAGAUUUUGCCGUGACUGAUGUGUUGGAGCUUGGGAGAGCUUCAACGGGCCUUUCAGUUGUCUGAUGUUAGGGCCGCUGCAAUAGGAGAGCUGAGGAAGAUUACUCGAUGUACAGGGAAUCGUGGUGGAUGGCAGUUGAUGACUAUCAAGCCUCCAAGUGGGAGAAUGUUGGGUUUGUGGAGGCUUGGGCUUGACUUUUGGCCCGGCCCAUUUUACGAAACCCUAGAUGCACUCUUCCUAUAUAUAUUGCAUUCUUGUACUUGUAAUCAGUACCACAAGUGAAAUAAGAAAAUCCUCCCGUU